Parnassius mnemosyne (clouded apollo) is the source of this 1467-nucleotide messenger RNA. The record is from the annotation of a GenBank genome assembly. NCBI's taxonomy places the organism in Eukaryota, Metazoa, Arthropoda, Insecta, Lepidoptera, Papilionidae.
AUGAGCAACAAGCAAACGAAACAAGCAAAUAAAAAGGAUAAUAAAAAGAAGGAAAGUGAUAAGAAAAAACAAACCUCUAUGACGUUUUCGUUGGGGAAGAUAUUUACGAUCUUUGCAGUUCUAGGUAUAGUAGCAUCUUACUAUGUCUACAAAGUACUUACAACAACACCGGAAUUACCUAAUAUUGACAUGAAUGAAUAUUGGGGUCCAUACCCUAUGGAUCUCAAACAAGAUUUAUCAAUAAGGUCUUACAAGAUAGAAUUUUCAGAUGUAAUUGUGAAUGACCUCAGAGAAAGACUUCUUCAUCGCAGACCAUUUCCUCCACCUCUUGAAGAUGCUGGAUUUACUUAUGGCUUUAAUUCAAACUUUCUAACCAGAGUUCUUGAUUAUUGGCAAAAUAGUUACAAUUUCAAGGAUAGAGAACAAUUCUUCAAUAAAUACAAUCAUUUCAAAACAAAUAUUCAAGGGCUGGAUAUUCACUUUAUACAUGUUAAGCCAAAUGUGCCGAAUACUAUUGUAGUGCCUUUGUUACUACUCCAUGGCUGGCCAGGCUCUGUAAGAGAAUUCUAUGAGAUCAUUCCAAAAUUGACAACUCCUACACCAGGGUACAAUUUCGUCUUUGAAGUCAUUGUGCCAAGCUUACCUGGAUUUGGAUUUUCACAAGCAAGUGCUCGGCCAGGUUUGAGCCCAUCAAAAAUAGCAGUAAUACUGGCUAAUUUAAUGAAACGAAUUGGUCAUGAACACUACUAUAUUCAAGGCGGUGAUUUCGGACACACAGUGGGCUCGAUAAUGGCGACAUUAUUUCCCGAUAAGGUGCUUGGGUUCCACACUAACAUGCCAACAGUCAUGUUUAACAAGAUGGCAUACUUGUAUAUAUUCUUAGGUUCAUUCUGGCCCAGUCUCAUUGUGGAACCAGAGUUGCAGUAUCGUAUGUAUCCAUUGAGUAAACACAUAGCAGGAUUGCUGGAAGAAUCAGGGUAUUUGUACAUUCAAGCAACCAAACCUGAUACAGUUGGUAUAGCUCUGACGGACUCUCCAGCUGGUUUAGCGGCAUAUAUUCUAGAAAAGUUUUCUACAUGGACAAAUCCUGAUUACAAAAAGGCAAAUGAUGGGAACCUUCUAGCAAAAUACUCACUAACACAUCUCUUAGAUAACGUCAUGUUAUAUUGGGCUUCUAACAGUAUAACUACAUCAAUGAGAAUGUAUGCUGAAGCCUUCAAUAAAAAGGAGCUCAGUCUCCAGUUAGCCGAAAUUCCAACAUCAGUGCCAACCUGGGGUAUUAAAUUUAAACACGAGAUCGCAUUCCAUCCGGACUGUAUUCUAAAGUUGAAAUAUAAAAACUACCUUCAAAGCACUGUGGUUGAGGAUGGAGGGCAUUUUGCAGCUUUUGAGAAUCCUGACAUAUUGGCCAAUGAUAUAUUCCAAGCCGUCGAUACAUUCAGACAAUUUCAUAAUCAGCAAAGGUAA